AUGAGUGUCCGCGUAGUCGCACGAAUCAGACCACUGCUCAAGCAAGAGCUCGACAAGGACACCAUCGUCACCGCAGAGCCCCUCGAAGGGGAGUCCACCGCUACGGUCGUACGGUUACCGAGCCCGAAGAAUGAUGCAGAAUCCUUCAGUUUUCAGUUCAGCUCUGUGUAUGAACAGGAGGCUACACAACAACAACUGUUUGAUGCCGAGAUCUCACCGACGGUCAAACACUUGUUCAAUGGCUUCGACCUGUCGAUCUUCGCACAUGGCUGCACCGGUACCGGCAAGACCCAUACGAUGCGAGGAGGGAAGUCGCUGGCCGACCGUGGUGUGAUCCCUCGGCUUUUGAGCGCCAUAUACAGACGGUGCAAGAGAAUUGAAAAGGACUCCGCCGGCGCUACUGAAGUUGAGGUCGCGUUGGAAUACUUCGAGAUCUAUUGUGACCGCGUAUACGAUCUAUUCGAGCCACCGGAGAAGCGCACACCAUCUGGUCUUCCCAUCCGCGACAACCACGGGAAGACAGUCGUUGUUGGUCUGACUGAGAAGCCAUGCACGACGCUGAAGGAGUUCGAGCAGUUGUAUGAUCAGGCGAACAUGAACCGUUCAACGUCUGCGACAAAGCUCAACGCGCACUCAUCCCGAUCGCAUGCCGUACUUUGUGUCAAGAUCACACAGACCACCGAAACCAUAGUUCGUGUGAGCCGAGCAUCUUGCAUCGAUCUCGCAGGAUCUGAGGACAACCGCCGUACGGAAAACAACAAGGAGCGCCUCGUCGAAAGCUCCGCCAUCAACAAGUCGCUCUUCGUGCUCGCACAGUGUGUCGAGGCUAUGAACAAGAAGCAAAGCAGGAUACCGUACCGCGAAUCGAAGAUGACGAGAAUUCUUUCGCUUGGUCAGAACAAGGGCUUGACUGUCAUGAUUCUGAACCUUGCACCAACUCGCGCGUACCACCUCGACACUAUCAGUUCCUUGAACUUCGCCAGUCGCACAAAGAAGAUCGAAGUCGCAGAGGUGGAGAAUGACCCGGUUCUCAGGACCAUGUCGAAGCCUCUUGCAGUGACUAGCAGCAUAGGAGGAGCGAACAUAAAGCGACAACCUCUGCGAGCUCUGACAGCAGCAGCCAAUGUCAACGUAUCAGAGCCAGGGAAGGAGAAGAAGGGAGAAAAGCCUGUAAAGGCCUUUUCCGUAUAUUCCGAUUCCCGCAAGCCUGUAUCACGUGUGUCUAACCUUACCUCCCAGAACCAAGGCUUACGACGUACGGAAGCGCAGAAGCGGGCGGCAGAACCGAGCGGAACCUUUAGCACUCGACCUACGAAGACAUUCCGAGCGGCCGAUAGCACUUCGCGAGUUCGUAACGUGGAGUCUGGCAUGACAAAAGAAGACAUCGAGGCACUCAUCGCGCGGAGACUAGACGAGCGGCUUGCAGAGAAAGCGCUACAAGAUGCUGCAGCUGCAGCACCAGCCCUCUCUGAUGAACUUCAAAGGCGCCUCGACGAUCUGGAACAGCGCAUUGACGCGAAGGAGGACGAUGGAAAGUCACAGGGCUUGCAGUUCUUGUUGAUGGCCAAGCAACAUCACGCGCGAGGCGAAGAUGCCAGCGCUCUUCGCAUGUACCACUUAGCUGAGCCGUACUUCCCUGGCAAUGAGAAGCUUCAGGCGAAGAUGAUGAAUCUGGAAGAUCGGAUACGGGCGAAGCGCGAGGAAGGACAAAAGCACGUGUCAGCACCAGUCGCACCAGCGCCCGUGUCGACCCUCAUGAUGCCAUUGAAGGCAGACAAGAAGGCCUCAAGGCUGAAGAUGGCCUUCAGGGACGAUGCCGAGUCUGAAGAUGACGACUUCGCACCACCGCCACCGUCAGACCACGACGACUCAUUCGCAUCUGAGGACAGCUUUGUAACGAAGCCGAAAGCGGCUCGUAAGCCCAAGAAGACAACGAAGAAGCUCCCCAUCUUUCGCGACGAUCUCGAUGCAUCAGCAGUCCCUGGCGAACAGACACCACGAACAUCGCACCUUCUGAAGAUCAUCAACAGCCGCGAUGUCAAUCAGAUCAAGGCGCUGAAAGGAGUGGGCUCCAAGAAGGCCGAUGCUAUCGUGAACUGUUUGGUGGAGAUGGACAAUGCUGAAGUGCAAGACCUGGCCAGCCUGGCUAUGUUGAAGGGUGUCAGUGGCAAGACGGUUGAGAACAUGAGGAUGGGAUUGAGUGCUGUUGGUGAUUAUGACUUCUGA
Molecule: messenger RNA, 2226 nt
Organism: Macroventuria anomochaeta
Lineage: Eukaryota; Fungi; Ascomycota; Dothideomycetes; Pleosporales; Didymellaceae
Product: kinesin family protein-like protein
Exons: 3
Coding region: 1-2226 (741 amino acids)
Biological process (GO): microtubule-based movement
Cellular component (GO): kinesin complex; microtubule
Molecular function (GO): microtubule binding; microtubule motor activity; ATP hydrolysis activity
Source: RefSeq, a predicted model, not a curated record